This is a messenger RNA of Amorphotheca resinae ATCC 22711, 1675 nucleotides long. RefSeq lists its product as hypothetical. NCBI's taxonomy places the organism in Eukaryota, Fungi, Ascomycota, Leotiomycetes, Helotiales, Amorphothecaceae. The transcript has 4 exons. Gene Ontology annotation, molecular function: transmembrane transporter activity. The record is from RefSeq and is a predicted model, not a curated record. Bases 95 to 1573 code for a protein of 492 amino acids. Gene Ontology annotation, biological process: transmembrane transport. Gene Ontology annotation, cellular component: membrane.
AGACUGUCGAGCUACACUUUGCGUCUUGCCUGUUGCCCUUUGGAGGCUUUUGUACCCUUUUUCUGUACACUUCUCCCAAGCCAACAGAGACAAGAUGUCUUCCUCUCCAGAGAAUGAGAAAGUAGCCUCCGAGGUUCAAGACAACGGAAGCAGUCAUUCGCCGUCUCUCGUUGCCGACGAUUCCCUCGCACAUACUAGCGGAAUCAACGAGAAAGCUUUGCUUCGACGGUUAGAUUUGAAGCUCCUUCCUCCGUUGACACUUCUAUACCUUCUGUCGUUCCUGGACCGAAGCAAUAUUGGCAAUGCGAAGCUGGAAGGCUUGACAAAGGAUCUGCAUAUCACAGGCAACCAGUACUUGCUUACCCUGACUCUUUACUUUCUUGGCUAUGUCCUCUUUGAAGUCCCGUGCAAUGUAGUCCUCAAGCGCACCACUCCAAAGAUAUGGCUCCCAACUCUCAUGCUGGUGUGGGGCAUCGUCGCCACACUUAUGGGAGUGUCGCAGAACUAUGCGGGAUUCUUGGCUGCGCGGUUCUUCCUCGGUGUCACAGAGAGUGGGUUGUUCCCAGGUGUGGUGUUCUACUUGUCGAUGUGGUAUAAGAGGGCGGAGACGCAUUACCGUGUUGCACUGUUCUUCUCAGCGGCAAGUCUGGCUGGCGCAUUUGGUGGAAUUCUGGCAUAUGGAAUUGCCUUUAUGAGAGGCGUGGGUGGGCAGGCUGGUUGGAGGUGGAUUUUUAUCAUCGAAGGACUUCUCACCGUGGUCGUAUCGCUAAUAUCCUACCUCUUCAUCCACAACUACCCGGCUACCGCUCCCUUUUUGACGGAGGGUGAGCGCUCCUUCAUCACCGACCGCCUCAAGAACGACUCCGACGCAACCAACAUCGAGAAGUUCGCUUGGUCCAACGUGAUCUCUGCUUUCGCAGACUAUAAAUGCUGGCUCUACGGUCUCGCAUACCACACUAUGUCCCUGCCACUCUACACAUUCUCCCUCUUCCUGCCCACUAUCAUCUCCGAGCUUGGUUACACCGCGGCUCAAGCACAGCUCUUGACUGUGCCUCCAUAUGCCGUUGCUACCAUUCUUACCAUUAUAGUAGCAAUCCUGGCGGAGAAGACCCGCCGAAGAGCCCCGUUCCUGAUGGCUUCAACUACUCUUGCUAUAAUCGGGUACAUCAUCCUGCUCACUGCUCCCUUGAGGAGACCCGGCGUCUCAUAUCUCGGCACCAUGUUCGCAGCCGCAGGAAUCUACCCCAGCUGUGCAAUCGUAUUGAGUUGGCCAGCAGCGAACGUGUCAGGCCAAUCGAAACGCGCAACAGCCACAGCGAUGACGAUCACGAUUGGAAACCUUGGAGCCGUGAUAGGGACCCAGCUGUAUCGGCCUAACACCAGCCCGAGGUGGUAUCUGGGACAUGGCUUUUCCUUGGGGUAUCUGGUUGCUAACCUCUUUGUCGCGCUGGCGCUAUGGGUUUCCCUUGGCAAGGAGAAUGAGAGGAAGAAAGCGCGAGUUGCUCAGGGAGAGGUCGCGGAUGAGGGACCCAUCAAGAGCGACACAGAUAUCAGAUGGUUAUUCCAGGUAUAAGGAACUCAAGAGGAGGAAAACUAAUGUUAUUGAAUUCGCGGAUGUUCGAAACCUGUCUCAUACCCUCUCUAGUACUCUACAUAAUUUCUAAAAUCCACAGAU